Messenger RNA from Pseudogymnoascus verrucosus, 2900 nucleotides. RefSeq lists its product as uncharacterized. NCBI's taxonomy places the organism in Eukaryota, Fungi, Ascomycota, Leotiomycetes, Thelebolales, Thelebolaceae. The record is from RefSeq and is a predicted model, not a curated record. The coding region runs from base 695 to 2323 and encodes 542 amino acids. The transcript has 2 exons.
GCCCGCCCGCGUCGUUACGUCGUUGAUCGUCGCUGACAUCGUCGAUGGUCGUCAACAUCCCACGUUCCCCCUUCCGCUGAAUCUACUGGGCCGCCGAGCCCUAGUUCGUCGAACAACCCUUGGUCCUCCCGCGUCACUCAACCCUCAACCUGGUGUCCCUGCCCAUCCACCACCGUUAAUGUCAGUCGUUCACCUUGCGAAAUCAGCACCCACCACACAAUGUCCAAAGCCAACCCACCUCACCCGCGCGCCGUCGCGAAUGGCCUCCCAUCGUACCUUCCGCCGUAGCUGCAGUAAGGCAAGUACCUGCUGCAGAGACUUAGGUGCAGAAGAUACAUAGGUACUCGCCAUCUCGACCACCGUGUCGACUGUAUGAAUGGAGCUCAAACAUGAGACGCCCCUCUUUCAUCGCUUUCUUUUCUUUUCGCCCUACAUGCGCCAUGUCCCGGGGAGCGCACGCCGUCGCUGCUUGCUAGUCUCCCUACAUUACAUAUAAGGCCCGUCUCGCCGGGUCCACCGUCGAUGAUCUAUGGUCAUGGCUGUCGACGUUCAGCAUCACCAUCGCCCUCUCGUCGUGAGAUAGAGAAGCCUAGGCAGUGAGCGAGUGACCGCACUUCCAUCUUCCUCAUCCUUCACGUCUCCCAUCGUCAUCGCCUUCCGGCCACCGGCAUCCAUCCAUCCCACCACCGCAACCAUGUAUCCCGCCCGCGUUCUGGACCCCAAGAGCGGUAACGUCUUCGCCACUUGGCACCUCUUCUCCAAGAGAGAAAAGGAGAACAUGAUGAUCUACAUCGCCGGCAUCAUGGUGUACAAGUUCGGCCUCGAGGUCUUCGUUGGCUCCUUCAUCUCUCUCGCCACCAACCGCUACGACUACGCCGCCCGUAUAGGCGGCUAUGCCCCCAUCACCUUCGGCCGCAUCGGCCUGCUCCAAGGCGUCAACCAGGCAGCCCAGGCGUUCGGCGCCAUUCUCGUCGCGCCCCUCGUUAAGCGCUGGGAGACUCGUAUUGUCCUCUCCGUCGCAAUGCUCGUAUUCGCCUUAUUCACCACCCUCAUCCUCAUCGUCGAUGCUGCGACAGGGGGCACCUUCAAACCCGCAGGUGCCAGCCUAACUGACUUCUCCUAUUAUGGGAAGUAUAACACCGAUGGCAUGAUCCCAGUCUACGCCGUCACGGGCAUCGUCUACGGCAUGGUCGAGCUCAUCCGCCGCGUCAUCCCACGGGACAUUGUCCGCUCCGACGUUCAAAAACUUCGCCGCCUUGACGCCAUCGUGCACAUCUUCUAUGAAACCACCGGCACCGCUGGCGCCUUCAUCACCGCGCUCCUCCUCAUCCCUAACCUCGGCAACAACAUGGCCAUCAUCGUCUCCCCCUUCUGCUUCGCUGCCGCCGCCAUGAUCUGGUGGUUCGUCUCCACGGCCGAGCACCCCAUCACGCUACCUAGACAGCGCAACGCCCUCUCGCCCUCCUACCUAUCCCUACUCGCGCAAUCCACACAGCUCUUCUUCGCCUCCAUCUACAACGGCGGGCGCAUCCUCUUCACCUCUCGCAAGUUCAUCUGGCUACUCCCCUCCUACUCCCUCGCCCUCUACGCGCACCGCUACCUCGAGAACAACAUCGCGCCCAUCGUCGCGCAGCGGUACAUGGGCAACUCGGCAUGGGCGCAGAUAAUGGUCGGCGGAUCGAAUUUCGGCGAGCUUACCGGCGCGCUAUUCGUCUUCCUCUUCACAAACCUAGUAACGACUCCCAUGCCCUGGCUCCGCUUCGACGCCCUCGGCCUCCUCAUCAUCUGGUACCUCGCCUUCUGGCACCCCUCCUACAACAACGUCAGCCAGGCCUGGGUCGUCGCCGCCACGAUGAUGCCCAUGUCCUUUGGCUGGGCCGCGGGCGAUAUCUCCCUAUCCGCUUACGUGCAAGCUUUGCUUCACGGGCAGGAACACGAACGUAAAGACGUCGGCGCGCUGGUCACUGUCAUGGCUUUCCUGUACUCCACAUACAUCAUCACCUACAGCAUUGCCUCGCCCAUCCUGGGUUCGUACGUCGACCGCGUCUCAGCCGCAAACAACGGAGACGUGCAUUCUGCCGUCUUCCAUGUUGGGGGGGUGCAGUUUACGGUUAUUGCGUGUAUGGUCUUCCUCUCGUCGUUUAUCCCGCGCGGCGCGUUUAGUUUUAACCCUCAGAUCCUUGAGGGCGAGGAUUUGGAGAGGUAUCGGGAGCGGGAUAUGGCGGAGCGCCCGCAAGAGGAGGUGACGAAGGAGGGGGGGGCGAGGACGGAGAGUAUGCAGGGUUUGAAGGUGGGGGAUGACGAUUGGUUCUUUGAUUUGUGAGGAGAUAGAUGGGGGCUAGCUCAACGCUUACUUUUGCUCGUGAAUACAGAGGCGGGGAAGGCCGUCUCUGCGCUGCGGAAUACAACAGCCGCGCCACCCGCGGCAGCUUCAACUGCAUGGGUAUAUAAUAGGAACUCGGAUCGGAACUUUAGAUGUGGGACAGGACACCCUUGGAUAUUUUUUUUGCGAGGGGAUACAGAGAUACACCAGGCGUUUAGACGGAGCGAUUUUAGACUUUUUGGAUUGUGGAUUUAGCGAUGGGGUAUGGGGUAUAUGCUAUUGGGUCUAGGGUAUUGGAUCUUGGGUCUGGGGUGGCACUGGGACUGCUGCACUUGGACUGUUGCCCUGUGAGGUUUCUGAGCGCGAACCUACUUGUUUGUAGUUAUUCUAGGGUACUAUGGCUACUACUGAUGCCGAUGCCGUCAAGCUAUUCUUUAUAACGUUACUGAAAACAGCUACAAUGCCAGUUACACAUGCCAGAUAUGACAUGACGUUAAUGCUUGAUUCAUAGACAAGAAUCACGACGAUGGUUGCUCAUGCUGGAUUCAUGUAAUAGAUUUAUAAAAGUAAAUAUUAG